UCCAGUGUCGGCGGCGUUGGCUUCUGCCUACAGAAUCCAACAUGGAGUAACCAGAGAUGGGGCUCGUACGGGGCCAUCCUCACCGACAUCAACGCACGAUUUCAAUUACCGCAUUUCAGCAUGGGGCGCGACGGGAUUAAAUCGGUGGAGGUAUUCCAAAGGGAUUUACACUCUCGUAUAUGUGCUCGAAUAAUUGUAGUGAAGCGCUGAGAGACGAAAAAGAGAAGCGAGAAAGAACGCAAACAAACAGAAAAAACAGUCAGAAAACUAGGCAGCUACCGUGUGUGAUCGAGGUGUUGGACGAAGAGGGCAAGACAAAAAUGAAGACACCGCACUAUGUACCCUCGGUGGGAUAUUAUUGUAGGUGAAACGAAAAAAUGACCGAGGAAACACACCCAGACGAUGACAGCUACAUUGUGCGCGUCAAAGCGGUGGUCAUGACCCGGGACGACUCAAGUGGCGGCUGGCUGGCCCAGGACGGUGGAUGCCUCAGCCGUGUGGGCGUGUGCAAGGUGCUGUCGGCCGAGCUGCUGGGCCGAAGCAGCUUCCUCAUCCACGGCGAGCGUCUCAAAGACAAACAGGUGAUUCUGGAAUGCUUCCUGAAGAAGGAUCUAGUGUACACCAAGGCCACGCCCACAUUUCACCACUGGAAAGUGGACAACAAGAAGUGUGGCUUGACGUUCCAGAGCCCUGCCGAUGCGCGCGCCUUCGACCGUGGGGUCAGGAAAGCCAUGGAGGACCUGACGGAAGGUACGGGAGGGGAAGGCGAAGACUAUGAGGGCUGUAUCGCAAUGCUCUUGAAUGGAUCUACCACCUCUUCUUCGACCAUCCAGAACGAGGCAGAGUUGGGUGACGACGAUGUUUUCACCAAUGCCACCGACAGCUCGUCCAACUCCUCCCACUCCCAGAAGAAGGAGCCCGCGCCCCUGCAGCUGCAGACCCUGGCUCCGCCCAGCUUCUGCGAGCCGCGCCUGCACCACUGCAUCCUGGGCCACUUCUACGACCAGCACCGACCCUCGGACCACUACUUCCUGGAUCAGGUGGGUGGCUGGGGGACGACGGUGGUGAAGUCGGUUCCCAUGUUCCCACGCCACGUCAGCUUCCAGGUGGAGGAGGAGGAGAUCGUGCGAAUCAACCCUCGCGAGCGGACCUGGCUGACUGGGUACGAGGACUACCGGCACGCCACCGCAACGCGCGACAAGCUCAUCCAGCAUCCCGAGGACACCGACGCAUACGUGCACUUCGCCAAGAGCGAGCCGCCCAAGCACGACUACACCUACCCUUACCCCCUGGGCCUUGAUCCCCACCAGCACGCAAGGGACCCCAAGAUAGGCUGCAUGGAACGACUAGGUGGGGGCGGCCUUAGCGGCGGACACAGGGCGGUGGUCACAGCCCAGCCCCGCACCCUCCAGCUCAAGGGCAAGCGGCGGAAGGAAGACGGCGAGCGCUCGCGCUGCGUCUACUGCCGGGACAUGUUCAACCACGAGGAGAACAGGCGUGGGCGCUGCCAGGAGGCGCCGGACCCCAUCCAGACGUGCAUCCACCGGGUCAGCUUCAUGUGGUGCGCGGACAGCCUUCUCUACCACUGCAUGUCGGACCCGGAGGGCGACUACUCGGACCCGUGCUCGUGUGACACCAGCGACGAGCGCUUCUGCCUGCGCUGGCUUGCCCUGGUUGGGCUGUCGCUGCUGGCCCCCUGCAUGUGCUGCUACGCCCCCCUGCGCGCCUGCUACCGCUGCGGGGUGGCCUGCCACUGCUGCGGGGGCAAGCACAAAGCCGUGGGCUGAGGGCCCGGAGGUGCCAGCAGAGAGAAAGAGAGAGGGCAGAGUGGAGAGUAGAACAGAGACUCAUGGAAGGGACCGGAAGAGGGUGGCCCGCUAUUCUUUUGUUUUGUGUUUUUUGUUUUCGUUGUUGUUGUGUCUCUCGGCCAAAUUCCAGAUGGGAAAACAAUUGGCUUGUCCUGAUUCUUUUCAAAAUUGAAGUUUCUCUCGGUGGAAAGAAAGGAAAAAAAAUAGUUUCCUAUUGUUUUUUUUAGUUGUUUUUUUAUAGGGGUACCCUGCCUACGGCUUCAACGUCUUGCAUUACAAAGACUAAAACAAUGAAUAUUCAUUUAUAUAUAAAUAUAUAUAAACAGGUACUUUAUAUUUUUACACUCGUGUUGUAAAGGCUUGAAUAUUUUUCUUUUUCUCAGUGUUUUGUGAGGUCAGUGUGAGCUUUGUUUUCUGAGGGGGGUUCUCACUUUGUGUUCCCCUCGCCAUGGCUCACCACCAAUCACAGAUCAAGCUGGUUCCCGCCUGUAAAGCAGAGGCACUUAAAUCAAGGAUGUGUCCUAAAUGGCACCUUAUUCCUUAUAAAGUGCACUACUUUUGACCAGAGGCCAAUGGGCCCUAGUCAAAUGUAGUGCAAUAUAUAGGUAAUAGUGCCAUGUGGGAUGCAGCCCAACUGUGAUCACAUCUGCCCCUCCACAGCCAAUGAAACAAAAGAAAAGGUAAACGUUUAACCAGUGUCCUCAUUCUGCUCAUUGACUACUCCUGACCUAGCCUGGUCCCAGAUCUGUGCUGUCUUGUCAACUCCUAUGGUUGUCAAUGGCUAUAGGAGUUGGCUAUACAGCCCAAUUAGACCUGGGGCCAGGCUACCCCUGACUAUAAAGAUUUUUUAAACCAAAUUCAACCUAAUCUCAAUUAAUGUCAGUGGAGACACACCUGGAAAAAAACAUGAAAGUACCAUUCUACUGCUCAGUCAAGUUAGACUGAAUGUAUUGUGGAUUCGGCCCAGAACAAACGAUAAAAUGGGUCAGGGGUACUUGAGGAUUGGAUGGGGAAACACUGCUUUAGACACUUAAUCUGUAGGGUUGUGUGUGUGUGUGAGAGAGAGAGAGACUUCCUAUGUGCAAAGGUCUGUAAAAUGGAAUGGGCAACAAUGUAUCCCUGAUUGCUAUUGUUGUGACUUCAACUAAAAGCCAAAAUGACAAAAUAAGCUGCAGCAUUUAUAUAGAGUAUAUAAAUUAGUCAUAAAAAAAAAGAAGAAAUUAUACCCUCAAUCAACCGUUUAUUACAGUGGAAGAGGAGAACUCAAGCCUUAGGUGAAUUUUUUAUUCAGUUGAUGCUGAUGUUUGACAUGUUUGAUGAUAAUCUUUUGAUAUAGUUUUUAUUUAUUUGCCUUGCUAAAUUUAGACACCAGCCUAAGGGACUGGGGGGUUAAGAGGAAGGGAACGGUCCCAUAGUAAACUAAACACAGCCAAGAGGAGGGGUUUUUGUUACCUUUUGAGAUGGAUGAUGUCGUUGUCCACUCUACAGUGUCAAUGGUGCUUUCUUUUUGCGUGUCUUUUCUUUUGUCUUUCAAAAGGAUACUCAACGAGGCUAACUGUCAGGGAAUCGCGAUCUGUAGAGUUUUGCUCAACUUUAGCUCGAGAGAAAGACACAGUUUUGAUCUGGUUGCUCAUCUAUCCCCACUCCCUUCAAAGGUAUAAGAUUGUGGGUUCUCCAACGAAGGGACCUGCAAGCACACCUGAUUCAACUAAUCACCUAAUCGUGGUCUUCAGUCUGUAUCAUUAUUAGCUGAUACGGGUGCGUUUACUGCAAGGCUGGAACGAAAGGCUGCACACCCAGUAGCUCACCAAGACCAGAGUUGGAGACGAGUGAAGAAAAUAUGUUCUUCUGUAGUCCAAUAACUCCCACUUCCUGGUAUUUUACUCAGUAUUACAUUACAGCCAAUGGCAAGGGAGGAGGCUGAUGUCUGUCAGCCAAUCACAUCAGUCAGGCAGGUGGUGUCAAAAUGUAUACAAAAAUAAAAUGGACGCUACAGCAUGCAUAUACUUGAACAUGUAUGUGUGUAUGUCUUGAAACAAAAACUAGCCUCAAAUUGAAACCACCCAGUAACCUCACCUCGUGGGAGGAACAUUAAGGUUUGAUCUUUCUCUGUAUGAAGCACAACACUAAUCAGAAAAACCUCAUGAACAAUAUGCGCAAAUUGCUGUGAAGUGUCCGAUCUCGGGUCGCGUCAACGUGGUAGAAAAUACAUCUAAUGCUGUCUAUCCCAGUCAUACAUUAACUAAUCGUCAUAACCAUUCAAGUACCAAGCAAUGUCUGGGGUUAAAUGGGUGACGGUACCAUGGCGUUGCGGGUUCUGUACAAAAGCUCUCGUUGUGUCCAUGUCUUUCUCUUUACUCUCUCUCUCUGCCUUUCUUCCUUCCUGUUUUCUACCUUGUUCUUGUUUGUCAGCUUUGCAAUACUGUUGCCAUUCAUUGUAGAGAAGAUCCAAGUUUUAUUUUUCUAUCUGUGGUAAAAGAAAAGUUAACCAAAAGCAGUUUGUCUGUUUGGUGCAGUGUCUAAUUCCUGCACACAUUUAACUAUUAAAGGAAAGUGCCUGAAGCAUCCUCUUCAUCUAUCUCCUCAUAUAUACUUAGUAUUUUUUUUAUGUUUAGAAAAACAGUUCAAUCGAUUGUUUUGUUUUGUCUGUUAUUUUACAAUACGCAUUUUUACCUCUGUAAAACAAAAAAGCUACAAUAUAUAUAUCAAGUGUAUGAUGUACAUUUUAAGUUCUAUUUUUGUAUUGUUUCUAAUAUGAUCGACACGACUCUUUGCUUUUAAAAAGAAAACAUGAGAAAAGAGAUUAACAUCUGUAUAAAUGCCAAUACAUCAUAUGGAAACUACCAGAA
Coregonus clupeaformis (lake whitefish) is the source of this 4657-nucleotide messenger RNA. RefSeq names its product sprouty-related, EVH1 domain-containing protein 2. Gene Ontology annotation, biological process: multicellular organism development; negative regulation of MAPK cascade. NCBI's taxonomy places the organism in Eukaryota, Metazoa, Chordata, Actinopteri, Salmoniformes, Salmonidae. Gene Ontology annotation, cellular component: membrane. Gene Ontology annotation, molecular function: protein kinase binding. The record is from RefSeq and is a predicted model, not a curated record. Bases 378 to 1787 code for a protein of 469 amino acids. The transcript is spliced from 6 exons.